Centrocercus urophasianus (Greater sage-grouse) is the source of this 1314-nucleotide messenger RNA. RefSeq names its product RAB20, member RAS oncogene family (gene RAB20). The transcript has 2 exons. Lineage: Eukaryota; Metazoa; Chordata; Aves; Galliformes; Phasianidae. Gene Ontology annotation, cellular component: endomembrane system. Gene Ontology annotation, biological process: intracellular protein transport. Gene Ontology annotation, molecular function: GTPase activity; GTP binding. The coding region runs from base 65 to 757 and encodes 230 amino acids. The record is from RefSeq and is a predicted model, not a curated record.
CCGAGUUGGUGCUGCCCGCGGCGGGGCCGCCUUCGUCCCGCCGCUUCCGGGGCCCGGCGGCGCGAUGAAGAAGCCGGACGGGAAGGUGGUGCUGCUGGGGGACAUGAACGUGGGUAAGACUUCGCUGCUGCACCGCUACAUGGAGCGGCGCUUCCAGGACACCGUCAGCACGGUCGGCGGCGCUUUCUACCUGAAGCAGUGGGGGCCGUACAACAUCUCUAUCUGGGACACGGCAGGCCGGGAACAGUUUCAUGGCUUGGGAUCGAUGUACUGCAGAGGAGCAGCCGCCGUCAUCCUGACGUAUGACGUGAACAGCCUGCAGAGCCUGGCGGAGCUGGAGGACAGGUUCCUGGCACUGACAGACAGCGCCAGUGCUGACUGCAUCUUUGCUAUCGUUGGGAAUAAAGUGGACCUCAGCGAUGACUGUGCUUCGCCACCUGAUGAAAACAGACCUGAGAAGGCCGUUGCCGGCUGCAGCUCAAAGGUGCGGAAACAAGUCCGCGUGGAGGAUGCGAUUGCGCUCUACAAGAAGAUACUGAAAUACAAAAUGCUGGAUGAGAAGGAUGUUCCAGCAGCUGAGAAAAUGUGCUUUGAGACCAGUGCGAAAACAGGAUAUAAGGUGGACUACCUCUUUGAAACUGUGUUUGACAUGGUCGUACCAAUAAUCGUACGGCAGAAAGCUGAGGGGCCAUCGCAGACUGUAGACAUUACUGACUACAAACCGGCCAAAAGGACAAAAUCUGGGUGUUGUGCCUGAAAGUGAUGUGGCAUAAAAAGGGGGAGGGACUGCCCACUGUGGCAAACAGAGGAGCGUUUGCAGCACACCAGAGAGGAAAAAGCAAAGAAAAAACAGACUGUAAUGGCUUACAACCCCUAAACAAAACAGAAAAAGCACCACGAGUUUCCUGAGCAUUAAAUGUUUCUGAGAAACUCUGUGUAUGAGAAUGGGAGUGAAAUGAUGGAGGAUGUACCAGUUUCCAAGGGCUUUGAAGGCAAUUUCUGUUGGUACACUUGAUAGUGACAAUCAUUUGAACAGUUUAGAAGAAGUCUUAUUUUUCAAUGACUCACCACUUCAUGUUACGUGAAAACGAUCUAUUUGUAUAAUCUAUGCAGCUUUCAAAUGGUUAUCAUCUUUUCCCUUGUGAUUCUGACUUUGAAAGAUAGAAUGCACGGUACCUUUUUUAUUCUUAAAAAAAAAAAAAGAAAAUCCAGGUAUAAUUUAUAUAUGUAGCUAAUAAAGAAAUUACUGUCAGGUCCAGCAUUGUAAGAUUCUGAAGCUGUGCUAUUAAAAUCACUGUGGAUAUGUACUGUUAA